CCGCCACCGCACCCAGCUAAUUUUUGUAUUUUUAGUAGAGACAGGGUUUCGCCAUGUUGGCCUGGUCUUGAAUUCCCGGCCUCAAGUGAUCCGCCUGUCUUGGCCUCUCAAAGUGUUAAGAUUACAGACGCCAGGAGCCUGAAUGGGGAACGAUUCUGUCAGCUACGAGUAUGGGGAUUACAGCGACCUCUCGGACCUCCCUGUGGACUGCCUGGAUGGCACCUGCCUGGACAUCGACCCGCUGCGCGUGGCCCCGCUCCCACUGUAUGCCGCCAUCUUCCUGGUGGGGGUGCCAGGCAAUGCCAUGGUGGCCUGGGUGGCUGGGAAGGAGGCCCGCCGGAGGGUGGGUGCCACCUGGUUGCUCCACCUGGCCGUGGCGGAUUUGCUGUGCUGUUUGUCUCUACCUAUCCUGGCAGUGCCUAUUGCCCGUGGAGGCCACUGGCCGUAUGGUGCAGUGGGCUGUCGGGCGCUGCCCUCCGUCAUCCUGCUGACCAUGUAUGCCAGCGUCCUGCUCCUGGCAGCUCUCAGUGCCGACCUCUGCUUCCUGGCUCUCGGGCCUGCCUGGUGGUCUACGGUUCAGCGGGCGUGCAGGGUGCAGGUGGCCUGUGGGGCAGCCUGGACACUGGCCUUGCUGCUCACUGUGCCCUCCGCCAUCUACCGCCGGCUGCACCAGGAGCACUUCCCUGCCCGGCUGCAGUGUGUGGUGGACUACGGAGGCUCCUCCAGCACCGAGAAUGCAGUGACUGCCGUCCGGUUUCUUUUUGGCUUCCUGGGGCCCUUGGUGGCCGUGGCCAGUUGCCACGGUGCCCUCCUGUGCCGGGCAGCCCGACACUGCUGGCCACUGGGCAUGGCCAUUGUGGUGGGGUUUUUUGUCUGCUGGGCACCCUACCACCUGUUGGGGCUGAUGCUCACUGUGGCGGCCCCGAACUCUGCACUCCUGGCCAGGGCCCUGCGGGCUGAACCCCUCAUCGUGGGCCUUGCCCUCGCUCACAGCUGCCUCAAUCCCAUGCUCUUCCUGUAUUUUGGGAGGGCUCGACUCUGCUGGUCACUGCCAGCCGCCUGUCAUUGGGCCCUGAGGGAGUCCCAGGGCCGGGAUGAAAGUGUGGACAGCAAGAAAUCCACCAGCCAUGACCUGGUCUCGGAGUUGGAGGUGUAGGCUGGAGAGACACUGUGGAUGUGUAUCUUCCUAUCUCAUUUCAUAAGACUGGCUUCAGGCAUAGCUGGAUCCAGGAGCUCAAUGAGGUCUUCAUUUUAUUCCUUCCUUCAUUCAACAAAUAUCCAUCAUGCACUUGCUAUGUGCAAGGCCUUUUUAGGCACUGGAGAUAUAGCAGUGACCAAAACAGACACAAAUCCUGCCCUCAGGGAGCUGACAUUCUAGUGGAGGAAGACAGACUAUAAACAAAGAUAUAUAGGGCCAUUUGUGGUGGCUCACGCCUGUA
Molecule: messenger RNA, 1439 nt
Organism: Nomascus leucogenys (northern white-cheeked gibbon)
Lineage: Eukaryota; Metazoa; Chordata; Mammalia; Primates; Hylobatidae
Gene: C5AR2
Product: complement component 5a receptor 2
Exons: 2
Coding region: 143-1156 (337 amino acids)
Biological process (GO): chemotaxis; positive regulation of cytosolic calcium ion concentration; complement receptor mediated signaling pathway
Cellular component (GO): plasma membrane
Molecular function (GO): G protein-coupled receptor activity; complement component C5a receptor activity
Source: RefSeq, a predicted model, not a curated record